Paraphaeosphaeria sporulosa is the source of this 2136-nucleotide messenger RNA. RefSeq names its product Arabinanase/levansucrase/invertase. The transcript has a single exon. The record is from RefSeq and is a predicted model, not a curated record. Lineage: Eukaryota; Fungi; Ascomycota; Dothideomycetes; Pleosporales; Didymosphaeriaceae. The coding region runs from base 382 to 2136 and encodes 584 amino acids. Gene Ontology annotation, biological process: carbohydrate metabolic process. Gene Ontology annotation, molecular function: hydrolase activity, hydrolyzing O-glycosyl compounds.
CAAGCCGUCACAAACUUGCUUUUGACCGAUGCGUAUCACUGAUGAAGUGCGAGGAGUUGUUGUGGUGUGGCUGUGUCUGUGACUGUCAUGCGAGGCUUAGUCGGUAUUCCCAGCCCACCUUCGUAACUGUGGUGUCUAACGAUACGAAGGAAGCCUAUCCAAGUUGUUGAAAAACUGCAAGUAAUUGGUACAUUCCCACCUUCUACCGAUUACCCGGUUUACAUCCGACCAUGAAGUUUGAGUAUGCUAGUCUCACAUUGGUGGAAGAUCUUGCUUGGCACCAGGUCUGUAGGGUACUUAGUAUGAGGACUACACAUCGACUCCAUAACUCAUACGGGAAAACAGUCCCUAGCAAAUCCUCACGAAACGCACCAGCCCAGAAUGCAUACCCAUCACAUAGAGCCUUCCAGCUCGCCAACUUUCACCAAUCCCAUCAUCCGCGGCUUCAAUCCAGAUCCGACAAUCUGCGUCGUCCCCGGUACCGCUCAAGAACCAACCCGUUUCUUCCUCAGCACCUCGACAUUUGAAUACACGCCUUCUUGCCCAAUUUACACCUCCACAGAUCUCUUGAACUGGAAACUCAUCGGCCACGCACUCACCCGCCCUUCACAAAUCAAUCUACGCACUGUCGAGCCUGGCGCCGGAUCAUGGGCGUCCACGCUACGCUACCGAACAUCGGAGAAACGGUUCUAUCUGACCACCGGUGUUUUCCAUAGAUACAGGCCUGCCACCGAUGAGCGCAUCUUCCCGCGGGGCUUCUACGUCUGGACAGACAACAUCUUUGACGACAGCGCCUGGAGCGACCCCGUUUACUUCGACAACCCGGGCUUCGACCAGGACCUCUUCUGGGACCCCGACGACGCCGACAAGGCCUACCUCAGCACGACCGUGCGCGUCGCAGACCGCAACCCCGCGUCCAAACUCAAGGACUUUGCCAUCCACAUCUCGCAAAUCGACAUCCAGACCGGCCGCACGCUGACGGCUCCGAGAGUCAUUCGACAAAGCGAGUUCGGCGUCGCAGAGGGCUCGCACAUCCUGUUCAAAGCACCGUACUACUACCUCUUCGUCGCGGAGGGCGGGACCGAGGCCGGGCAUCAGGAGUGGGUAUUUCGGAGUACGGAGGGUGUAUACGGGCCGUGGGAGUCGCAGGGAAAGCCGCUGUGGUACAACGGGCCCGACGAGGAGGUGCAGCGGACGGGGCACGCGGAUGUGUUUGAGGACGGGGAGGGGCGGUGGUGGGCUGUCUUUCUCGGAGUGCGGCCGCUCAAGGAUGGGGAGGGGACGUGGCUGGAGCCGCAGCUGGGGCGCGAGACGUUUCUUGUGACGGUGGAGUGGGUCAAUGGGUGGCCGGUUUUCAACGAGGGGGGAAACGUGAGGCUGGUGACAAAGGGGCGGGACGCGGUGGUGCAGGAGAUUGAGGAGAAGCGCGCGGGGGAGGCCCCGGUCAAGUGGACCGCGGACUUGAGCGGGGAAGAGCUGGAGCUGGGUUGGUACCAGAGAAAUACGCCGCUGAAGAAGUGCUACGAGCUCCUCCGAGAGCGUCCGGGAAGGCUUCGUCUGUGGGGAAAUUGCUACAAUCUCUCCUCGCCAGAGGCGCCUGCGAUGCUGCUGCGAAAACAAACCGAGUACCGCGAGUCCUUCCACGCCAAGUUGGAGUUUGAACCCAAUAGGCCGGGCUACGAAGCCGGUAUUGUGGUGUACUGGAGUCCUUUUUCAUACGCCACCAUCGGCAUCGGCUGUGUUCAGGACGGCGACAGCUAUCUUAAGACCAUUGUGUGUCGAAGACCCGAGGGACAGGCAGGGGGUUUCAGUGUGAUCCAACAUGGCCCUUUCCCCAUGGAUCGCACCGUGCCACUGGGCGUCGAAGCGCAUGACGGGGUGUAUAGGCUGUAUGCGAAGUAUGGAGAUGAAGAGUACGUCCCGGCUCAAAAAUCCACGUUCACAUCGAAAGAGCUCGCCAUAACGCCGCCUGUCGGGAUGUCUUUUACUGGUGCCAUGUUUGGCUUGUAUGCGUUUGGGAACUGGGAGCCGGUUCUGGUGCCUGCGGACUUCUCGGAUAUACAUGUUACAGAAACGACGCUGGAUCUAGAGAUUGCGGAUUUUUCGAGUGAGGAACUUCAUCGGAAGAAGGAGUGA